CAGGUCAGCUUUAAAUGCAGAUGCUGUUCGCCAAAGACAGAGAGGAGGUGCAUGAUGGACCCCGUCCCACUGCUGCUCGUCAUACUCUCAUGUUUGCCGUGCGGCUCGGCAGUCUACACCGGGCCCCUCCAACCGGAGAUCUCCAAUGGCACCUUCCAUCACUUCUUUGUCCCGGACGGGGAUUACGAGGAAACGGAAGACCCAGAGGACUGCCAGAUGCUGUUUAAAUUCUCGGAUGUUUAUCCCUGUGGGGCCUCUGAAGAGAGGGACUCCGUGGUGAGGGACGACUUCAUCCUCACCAAGCUGCAGGCGGAGGACGCGGCGCGGCUGCUGGAGAGCAUCGGCCGGACCGUGGCGCAAGACCUGGACGGAGAGGACAGCUACGGCAAGUUCCUCCAGCGGGAGAUUUCCCAGAUCGGUGAGGCUUUUUCAAACGUAGACAAGUCUCUGCUGGAGCUGGAGGUGAAGUUUAAAGAAAGUCAAGAAACAGAGUUGAGAGAGGAGCAGCAGCUGAACGGCUAUGUGAUGAAGCAAGUGAGUGACAUCCGGGGAGCUCUGAGGGAAACUACAGACAUCUCCGUGGGGCUGAAAGAUAAACACGAGCUGCUGUCUCUCAUCAUCCGCAGCCAUGGCACCAGACUGAGCCGCCUGAAGACAGAGUUUCUCAAUGUUGGCUCAUAGUGAGCUUAUUGUAAGCUCAGUGUGUGUGUUUGUGUUUAUGUGUGUGAGAGACAGACCCUCCAGUUCAACAAACAAUUGGAAAGUUAUGUGGGGCUUAUGACUAAUGUCUUGAAUAUCUCUGACCUUUGGUUACAAACUCCUUGAACAUGUGACAUUGAAGGAAGCUCUAACACAAACAUCAAGGCAUUCCUCUGAGUCAGGAAGGAAAUGUGAACAUAAAUUAUACGCAUGGAGCCCUCUGUGCCACCUCUGGGGAAAACUUUUUUUUUCUAGAAGAGUAUGAUGGACGACUUUCAAGUUGGGUUAUCAGCAUCUAAAUCAAUAUUAUAAUAUUUUGUCUGAAUAGUUUAAAUAAUGUUGUGUAUAUACAACGUAACUGACAAAAUGUACAAAAUAUCUUCAUUUCCCCAUUUACUUUAAGAGAGACAACGUCUGUUUCAGUGUUUAGGGUUUGAGUAAAAAAAAUUUACUCAUACGUUACUUAUUUGUCCUGAGACACAAACUAUAAUGUAUUUUAAAAACAAUCUCCAUCCUUUGAAGCACGAGGUUUACAUAAACAGUAAAAAAAAAAAACUUUGAAAUCUGAACUUUAGAUUUUUUCUGCAGUCAUGUCACAUGUCUGUAGUUGACACUUAAAGUGGCAGACUCGACUGUCCUGUCAAGUGGCCUUGGUUAAUUGAUGUCUGAAGUCUGUCAUUGCCUCCCAUUUCCAUCUGGAAGUCAUCUGCUGGAAUAUAAAGUAUGUUUCUCCAAGGCGGGCCACUUUCGUCAUUAUCAAUUCCUUUCUCUUUCAUGAUCUAUAAAGUGUGUGGUUUAUAUGAAAUGUCUUUGUGUUGAAAUUUGGAUUGGUUUUGGAUUAUGUCACUGUACUUAACAAUAUAUUUAUAAAGGACAUGCAGUUUGUUGAAA
Molecule: messenger RNA, 1590 nt
Organism: Eleginops maclovinus (Patagonian blennie)
Lineage: Eukaryota; Metazoa; Chordata; Actinopteri; Perciformes; Eleginopidae
Gene: fibina
Product: fin bud initiation factor a
Exons: 2
Coding region: 52-681 (209 amino acids)
Source: RefSeq, a predicted model, not a curated record